AUGGAUUUCAAAUUCGGAGCUUCCAGCUCGACCCCUACGUCGAAGAGCGAUACCCCCUCUACCACAGCACCCGCCUCUGGCUCCCUUUUUGGAGCUGCCACUGGGACGCCGACCUUCUCUUUUGGGACCUUGGGCGCUGCUUCUGCCCCUAGCGCCACUACUCCUGCAUCAACUGGCACAUCUCUCUUUGGAAACCCCGCCGAAGCCCCUAAGCCCGGCGGCCUCUUCGGCUCGACCCCGACUAGCAAGCCUGGCACCUCGGCAGGGGGCAGUCUUUUCGGCGGAGGCGCGACUACGACGUCUUCUGGCGCCGGAGGGUUGUUUGGAAACGCCCCAUCCACUACAGGAGCAACCGGUGGCCAGUCCGGAAGCAGUCUUUUUGGCGGUGGCGCCGGCGGUGCUCCAUCCGGAACCCCCCUCUUCGGCAAGCCUGCAGGAGCUGCCUCGACCUCAUCCAAUAUCUUUGGCGGCGGUUCGACUACCCCCGCGGCGGCAGGAACGACUGGCGGUCUAUUUGGUGGAGGUGGCAAGGCAGGCGCUGCGGCUAGCUCAUUGACUCCUACCACUUCCGCCCCCGCCGGUGGCUCGCUUUUCACCCAGGCAACCCCGGCCAAGCCUCUUUUCGGUUCUCUAUCCUCUACAACCCCUGCCGGAGCUCCUACAUUGUCGCUAGGUGGAGCCCAGCCUUCACAACCGUCUUCGACACCGACCUUGUUUGGCGGCGCUGCUGCGAAGACUCCUACGACUACCACCGCCGAACAGCCACCCGCAGCCGCUCCCUCGUCGAUCUUCGGGAAAGCCCCAGAACCAUCUGCGCCUAAGCCUGCUGCCGCAGCCGGAGGUAGUCUCUUUGGACAGAAGCCCACGACUACUGCCGCACCGUCAACUCCUAGCUUGUUCGGCACAACUACGCCGGCGUCCACAGCUGCUCCCGCAAGCUCAACCACACCAGCCUUUGGCGGCGGUUUAUUUCCCCAAAAGCCAGCGACGACUACCCCCGCCGCCGCAACCACCACUACUCCUGCGACCUCGGCAGCCCCAGCUGCCGGAGGCCUAUUUGGCAAGGCCGGAGCAGCCGCUACAACACCGGCUGCGCCAUCCGCUGGCAGUCUCUUUAGCAAGCCUACGACCACGACGGCCGCUCCGUCUACCACCCCCGCCACAUCUGCUCCAAGCACCAGUCUAUUAGGUGGGGCCAAACCGGCCGGGUCGUUGUUUGGCGCUACACCAACAACCUCUACCUCCCAACCCGCCACCACAGCGGCUACUACGGCAAGCGCCCCUGCUGCGGCUGCUGCGGCUGCUCCUGCUGCCUCCAGUCUCUUCGGUGCCAAGCCAGCCGCGGCAGCUGCGGAUGGUGCCGCAAAAGAUGGAGCUGCUGCUACUGCCGCCGCUCCUGCAGCUCUCGGUGCUUCUACCUCUGGUCCUCCAUCUCAACUUCCUAGGUUGAAGAACAAGAGCAUGGACGAUAUCAUCACGCGUUGGGCCUCGGAUCUCUCGAAGUACCAGAAGGAGUUCAAGGACCAAGCGAACAAGGUGGCCGAGUGGGAUCGCCUCCUCGUCGAGAAUGGUGAAAAGAUUCAGAAGCUCUACCUUAACACCUACGAGGCGGAGCGCGCCAGCAACGAAAUCGAGAAGCAGCUCAUGGCGGUAGAGAGCCAGCAAGACGAGCUGGAAGCAUGGCUUAACCGAUACGAGGCGGAUGUGAACGAGAUGAUCACCAAACAGGUCGGUCAGGGUGGGGACCAACUUGGUGGCCACGACCAGGAGCGAGAGCGAACCUACAAGUUGGCGGAGAAGCUCUCGCAGCACCUCGAUGAGAAGAGCAGGGAUUUGGCCACCAUGGUCAAGGAGAUUAACGACGUUUCGGCUACCCUGAGCAAGACCACUCGUUCCGAAGAUCCUGUGAGCCAGAUUGUCCGUGUCCUUAACGGACACCUUACGCAACUGCAGUGGAUCGACACGAACACUGCUGCGCUGCAGGCCAAGAUUACGGCUGCGCAAAAAGCGAACGGCACGCUCGGCAGCCAGCAGGGAGUGUCCGAGAACGACGCGGCGGAGAGCUUCUACCGUUCCUACAUGGGACGCAAGUAG
Molecule: messenger RNA, 2094 nt
Organism: Scedosporium apiospermum
Lineage: Eukaryota; Fungi; Ascomycota; Sordariomycetes; Microascales; Microascaceae
Exons: 2
Coding region: 1-2094 (697 amino acids)
Biological process (GO): protein import into nucleus; RNA export from nucleus
Cellular component (GO): nuclear pore central transport channel; nuclear pore
Molecular function (GO): phospholipid binding; structural constituent of nuclear pore
Source: RefSeq, a predicted model, not a curated record